Larimichthys crocea (large yellow croaker) is the source of this 1754-nucleotide messenger RNA. RefSeq names its product transmembrane protein 222. Bases 73 to 624 code for a protein of 183 amino acids. NCBI's taxonomy places the organism in Eukaryota, Metazoa, Chordata, Actinopteri, Sciaenidae. The transcript is spliced from 6 exons. The record is from RefSeq and is a predicted model, not a curated record.
UCCGCGGAGGCGAGCGACGCGCGCGUCUCCGCUCCUGUUGUGGCCGUGCGUCAUCUGUCACUCCGGGCAGUGAUGGCGGAGGUGGAUGAGACCGAUGUUAUGAUGAAUUACCCCGGGGAUUUCACGAAAAGCGACAGAAAAAACAGCCGCUACCCUUACUGCGUUGUGUGGACACCUAUUCCUAUUUUAUCGUGGGUGCUCCCCUUCAUUGGUCACAUGGGUAUCUGCACCUCUUCUGGGAUUAUUCGAGAUUUUGCAGGAUCAUACUUUGUCUCGGAGGACAACAUGGGCUUUGGUAGACCAACAAAGUAUUGGAAGCUUGAUGUGGACAAAGUGUGCGGAAGCGGUGCUGCCACAUGGGACAAAGCAGUGCAUGACGCAUCUGAGGAAUACAAAUGUAGACCGCACAAUCUGUGCUUAGAUAACUGCCAUUCCCACGUCGCCAUGGCCCUCAACCUAAUGCGCUACGACAACAGCACGUCUUGGAACAUGGUGAACCUGUGUAUGCUGUCUCUUGUUCAUGGAAAACAUGUGAGCUGGGCAGCGUUCCUCAAGACCUGGCUUCCCUUUUUCAUGCUCUGCGGAGUCCUCGCCACGUUCAUCCUGACCCUGAACCUACAGUAGAGGAGCGAGCAGAUCAGCGAGCUAAUCAUAGACUUUGCUUCUACUUUACACGUUAUCAUUGGCUGUUGAAUGAUGUGUUUUGACGGGACAUUUGUUUGUGUAUUACAAAUGAAAGACUUGUCUGUCAGUGAUCUAGUCUCUUAGAGGAAUUUAAGGGCAACACCCAGCUGCUUAUGGGUAGUGUUGAAAUUAAUAAUUCAUUUACGAUUUAACAGUUGUUUUCUUUACUAAGUAUUUAUGAUUUAGUAAGGUGCAUAAGCAACAAUAUUUGCAAAACAUCUCCUCAGAAUUGACCAUUACUGUUUUCCACAUAAAGAGUAAAGGCAGAUGAUCCUCUCCAGAUUACGCCACAGUAGAGCGAUGGCAUUGAGUCCACGGAUGUGUUCUUCAAGAAUGGCAGUGACAAAUGUGUUUCCAGGCUGGCUAAUGUACAUCUUAGUGACGAAUCGGAUCACGGAAUCUUAAUGCUGAAAAUAUUCAUCAAUUAUUUGUCUAAGAGAUACGAGCCACACUACCAAAGAUAGAAUGAUGUAGAACCCCUCACAUGUGAUAAAUAGUGGUAUUGUGCUGUAAAAUGCCCUCCUCCCUCUUCAGUCCUCUUUCCUCUGGUGUGCAAACAUGUGAAGUGUUUUCUUUAGCAUGAGUGUAUUAUUUGCUUUUCUCCAGACAGAAGUCAAAUACUGUGCACCCUCAGGCUGGAGUGUUACUACAAACACUACAAAUUAUGAGCAAUACUGCAUCACACUAUGUAUUACUUAUUUGAUUUAUUUCUUUUUGAUGGGUACUAUAUGUGUAUAUUUAUCUGUUUUAAUAUUUCUGUUUCUGUAACUUCACAUUUUGGAUAUGCUUGCGUACAAAGUCUCCCCUGGCAGACUGUUUUGGAGGUCACAGGCUGUCGAUGCCCUAAUCGUCCUCUGUACCUUUAAGGGAAGCACGUACCUUUUUUUAUCCAGCAGAUUCUGCGUGAUAUGAACUCCCAUCAAUUUACGGGAUUCUUUAUUCCCUGAGUGGAGCACGUUCCGAAGGGCUGAUGCUGGAGCGCUCUGCUUUGAUUAGAUUUAUGAGAAUAGAAGCUGUAUUUAUAAUCUUACUAUGGACCUAAGUUUUUUUCUGUUGCAUUAACAAAACAA